AUGAGAAUUGAGAAAUGCUGGUUCUGUUCGUCCAACAUAUACCCCGGCCACGGGGUUGUGUUUGUGCGGAGCGACGCGAAGAUCUUCCGCUUCUGCCGCUCCAAGUGUCACAAGCACUUCAAGGCGAAGCACAAUCCGCGCAAGUUCAAAUGGACGAAGGCGUACCGCAAAGCCGCAGGCAAGGAGCUCGCAGUGGACGCGACCUUUGAGUUUGAGCAGAAGCGCAACACGCCGGUCCGCUACGACCGAGAUCUUUACGUGAAGACGAUUCGCGCCAUGAAGCGCGUGGAGGAGAUCAAGAAGGCGCGGAAGGAGCGCUUCUACACGCAGCGCAUGCUCGCCGCCAGCGAGCGCAACAGAGAAAGAGACUACAACGAGCUCGAGCGCAACGAGAAGCUGCUCCUGCGCGAAGGCCGCAUUCUUCAGGAAGAAGAAGCCAAGCGGAAGGAAAAAACCAGGACGGAAGCCGAGGACGAACAGGCAGUCCUCGAAGACGAAGAGGACGAAGACGUGGAGAUGGACGAGGAGAAGCCGGCGCUGCGGAAAGUCAAACAGAAGGCCCUCGCUUAA
Besnoitia besnoiti is the source of this 570-nucleotide messenger RNA. RefSeq names its product ribosomal protein RPL24e. The record is from RefSeq and is a predicted model, not a curated record. The transcript is spliced from 4 exons. Gene Ontology annotation, cellular component: nucleolus. Bases 1 to 570 code for a protein of 189 amino acids. Lineage: Eukaryota; Apicomplexa; Conoidasida; Eucoccidiorida; Sarcocystidae. Gene Ontology annotation, biological process: ribosomal large subunit biogenesis.